Syngnathus acus (greater pipefish) is the source of this 1765-nucleotide messenger RNA. RefSeq names its product receptor accessory protein 6 (gene reep6). The record is from RefSeq and is a predicted model, not a curated record. Bases 207 to 905 code for a protein of 232 amino acids. The transcript is spliced from 4 exons. Lineage: Eukaryota; Metazoa; Chordata; Actinopteri; Syngnathiformes; Syngnathidae.
UGAGAGGGCUAAGAGUGGCAAAGCCUCUGGCUCACUAUGGCAACAUGUGACAUCAUCUUUCAUUUGGCCCAAUGAAGUGACCUGCUUUGAUUGCAUCAGACUUAUCCCUGCCCCACCCCUUGGCGUGUGGCAGGUGUUUAAUCAGGUUCUCUUCAUCCUCAGCCUCGUUUUCCUCCCCCGUCGAAGACAUAGAGGACAUCGAAGACAUGGGCCUUCUCAGCUUCCUGUCUGCAGCCAAAGAACGUGGCGAGAGGUUCCUCAACGAAAAGAAUGUCGUCACUGACUUCCUGGGGAAGGUCGAGGAGAAGACGGGAGUCAAGAAGAAGAUCCUUGCGGCCGGUGUGGUUUCAGUGACGGGCUUAUACCUGGUCUAUGGUUACGGCGCUGCCCUGCUCUGCAACUUGAUCGGUUUCGUCUACCCGGCGUACUACUCCGUCAAAGCCAUCGAGAGUCCGAGCAAAGAAGACGACACAAAAUGGCUGACCUACUGGGUGGUCUACGGAGUCUUCAGUCUGGGCGAGUUCUUCUCUGACAUUUUCCUCUACUGGUUCCCCUUCUACUACGCCUUUAAGUGUUUGUUCCUGUUGUGGUGCAUGGCCCCCGUGGCCUGGAAUGGAUCCCAGGUCCUCUACGACCGUGUAGUCCGACCCAUUUUCCUCCGUCACGAAGCCGCCGUGGACAACAUGGUCAGCGACCUCAGUGGGAAGGCCAUGAGCGCAGCAGAGAACCUCACCAGGGAAGGUAUCAUGCGGGUCCACUCCCACCUAAAGCGUAAACCUGUCAGUCCAUUCAGGUCUAGACCGACCGGGUCAUUCCAGACCAGCCCAAACCAUUUCCACUUCAAGCUAGUACCGAUGAAUUCUGGCUCCGUAGAUCAGCCAAGGAAAGUUCACAAAAGCCCAUGAAACUUGAUGCCAGUAAAGACCACGGUGUCCCGGCAGUGUGCUUUUACAUCAAUUGGGGCAAGUCUGGAUCGGCACAGAACAGUCAAAGUGAGAGUGCGCAGGUCUCGAUCUGUAAAGACCAGUCGAGGCAAAUGCGCCGGAUGAAUAAAGUUGCCUUGUAUCAUAUUGUCUAAUUUCCAUGUGUUGUUUCCGCAGCAACUCACUUGCCAUCUUUGCGGGACAACUUUUUAGGACAGCGACUUCCUUUAGCCUUCUCACUCACAGAUUCCACUGGAUUCAUAUUCCCUCUUUUUUUGAAGGAUUCUAGAGAAACGCCUCCAUCUUGAGGAUCUGUAGUCAAGGUGAUCAGUUUAGGUAGGCAAUCAGUUUUUUGCCAGCCAGGAGCACCCUCAGCCUUUUCUUGACAAACAUUUGGAAAAGGUUUAUAUGGUUAGGGUUGCUACAGCCUGGGUCCAUUUUGUCCGAUACAAACCGGCACGCAUCAUCUCCACAUCAGACGGUCCUGUCCGUGCGUGCGCCAGUCGGGACCUGCACAGACUGCGUUGUUGCCAUCUGGUUCUCAAUUAAGCGAUGCUCACACAUCUAGACCUGCGUGGACUGCUGCUUUGCUCUGUACACUUCAGACCCGACUGGGCAAAUCCAUUACAGACGUGUCUAGACCAGUUUAGGGCAGUCCAGAUCAGUCCACAUUGGCUCCACGACCUGCUGUGCUCUGUUCACAGUUUUGUCCACCCUGGUGAAAAACAAAGCCUUGGUGUCGCCCGAAGUGAAAAGUCAGCCAAGUGCCUUCGGCGAAAGUUCCGUGAGAAAAAAACACACGUCUCCUCUGAGUGAAGAGCAAGAGGUGCGUACAGUCAAAG